Molecule: messenger RNA, 1101 nt
Organism: Cuscuta europaea
Lineage: Eukaryota; Viridiplantae; Streptophyta; Magnoliopsida; Solanales; Convolvulaceae
Source: the annotation of a GenBank genome assembly
GAAAAUAUGAAGUUCCUCCUCAACUGGUUUGAGAAAUUCCCCAACUACAGAAACUCAGAUUUUUACUUGGCUGGAGAUGGUGGUGAAGGUGAUGAGAUUCUAUCAUAUCAUAUAUUUGCGCAAUAUCCUCUUUAAUAUCUAGACAAUGACUAAAGUAAACAGCUUUUAAAUUUUGUCACAAUUUUUCAAUAUAUAGGGCACUUAGUACCGCAACUUGCUGCUUUAGUGCUUCAAUACAAUGAAAACAGUGGCAUGCCCAUCAAGUUAAAGGGCCUUGCUCUUGGGAAUCUGGGUAUUGGUACUCCAGGUAUUGAUCAGGGUGACUAUUUAUGGUACCAUGGAGUCAUUUCUCCAGAAGCAUACACUAUGGCAAAAAACGUAUGUAAUGUAGCAGAGGCUUUGUAUGAGGAGCACCAUGGAAAAUUGUCAAAAAAAUGUGAGAAAACUAUGAAAAUGUUGGGCAAAGAGAUGGGGCCCGAGUUCAAUAUGGAUUCUUUGCUUUUCACGAAAAGUGACUCCUCACAAUCGUCUAUGCAGGAAUUAAAUGGUGAUUCUUGAUUGAACUCUAUAAACGAACUCAUUUUUCAGAGAAAAAAGGUUGGUCAUCCGAAGUUGCAGAAGAAAAUUGGGAAAUGAUGAAAAAUAAACAGCAACAGUACAAAGAAGAAGGAAUCGAAAAGAGCACAGAUGAGAUAGUUCUUGAGGUUCUUGGCCAUGGGUCCGGCUACAUUAAAGGUCUUGGUUACGGUCCUAAACCUACAAGUAGACGCAGCAACCCUAAUUCUUUUGCGACCGAACAACUCCAAAAAGAACCUCAUGAAACACAAGAAAAAUUACACAUUUCUGAAGCACAAGUUGGUGAGCUUAAGACUCAAGUACAAGAUACUGAUAAAGAAGUGUUUGAUUUGAGAAAUCAAUUAGCUCAACAAGCUUCAAAUGUAGCUCAACAAGCUUCAAAAGUGGAAAAACUCAUGGCAUUUAUGGCUACUCAGGGAAUGACAGUCUAAUCAUUGUUUUUGGAUUCACAUCCAAGUUCUCUUUUUAGUUCUCUAUUUAGGUUUCAGUUUAUGAAUUUAGCCAUCUCAUAGUUUUCUGUUUAGG